UGUUAAUUAGGGUUUCUCCAGCUAGGGCUGGCGGGGGUCAAGGGAGCCCUAAUCGUGCUCUCCCUCUCGGCCCUCAUCCCGCGCCGGGGACUCUUCGGCUCCGAGCCCGCGCGCCGCCCUCGCCGGCGCCGGCGCGGCGCGGCCAUGGCGUGGGCGGUGCGGCUCUCGGGCUUCUUCUCCGCGGCGGUGGUGAUCGUGGUGCUCUCCCCCUCCCUCGAGCCCUUCCCCCCGGCCGAGGCCGAGGCCGUCCGCUUCCCCUUCCGCCGCGCCCCGCCCUUCCCCGACGCCGCCGAAUGCGGCGCGGCCUCGGCCUCGGCCUCGGCGUCGGCCUGCGACGCGGCCCUCGUCCACAUCGCGCUGACCCUCGACGAGGCGUACCUCCGCGGGUCGAUCGCGGCGGUCCACUCCGUCCUCCGGCACGCGCGCUGCCCCGGGCGCGUCUUCUUCCACUUCGUGCUCUCCGACCGGGGCCUGGCCCCCGCGGUGGGGUUCGUGUUCCCGGGGCUCCGGUUCCGGUGCUACUACUUCGACCCGGCGCGGGUGCGGGGCCUGAUCUCGAGCUCGGUGCGGGAGGCGCUGGAGCAGCCGCUGAACUACGCGCGCAACUACCUGGCGGAGCUGCUGGAGCCGUGCGUGCGCCGCGUCAUCUACCUGGACUCGGACCUGGUGGUGGUCGACGACGUGGCCAAGCUGUGGGCCACCGACCUGCGCGGCCGCACCGUCGGCGCCCCCGAGUACUGCGCCGCCGCCAACUUCUCCGCCUACUUCACCCCGCGCUUCUGGUCCGACCCGCGCCUCGUCGCCGCCGCCGCGUUCGGCCGGCGGAGGCGGCGGCCGUGCUACUUCAACACGGGGGUGAUGGUGCUGGACCUGGAGCGGUGGCGGCGCGGGGGCGCGACGGCGCGGAUCGAGCGGUGGAUGCGCGUGCAGCGGCGGGCGCGGAUCUACGAUCUGGGGUCGCUGCCGCCGCUGAUGCUGGUGUUCGCAGCUGCCGCGACCUCCACCCGGGCCCCGUCAGCCUCCUCCACUGGAGCGGCAGCGGCAAGCCCUGGGCCCGCCUCGACGCCCGACGCCCCUGCCCCCUCGACCACCUCUGGGCCCCCUACGACCUCUUCUUCUUCUCCUCCUACUAUCCUCCCCCCGGCCCACACCACCCCUACUACCACCACGCUCACCGCCUACUCCCGGUAAUUUAUUGAUUAAUUAAUUAAUUAAUUAAGUCCCAAAACAAAAAAAAAAAAGGAAAAAAUAUUUAGGGGUAGCCGGGUAGGGGAAAAAACCAAACCAUCUCAUCCACCGCCCGUCGCCCGUCGCCGCCACGCUCUACAAAAGUCGCGCCGCCGUCCAUCGCCGUGCUUCGACAGUCGUGCUAGGGAAAUUCUUUGUUCAAUAUUUUAUUUAUUUUGGGCUGGGCUGGGCUGGGCUGGGCUAAAUUUCGAGACUAAUAACCCCCCCCAUCGCUUUUUACCUGCUUCUCAAUGCCCCCCCCUGAAUUUUGAAUCGCUUUAUAAUAAUAGAUAUAAAUAAAUAAAUAUAUAUAUAUAUAUAUGAGUUGUUAUACUUAAAUAAGAAAAUUCUACGAAUUAAUUAAUAUAUAAAUAAAUAAUAUAUAUAUUUGUUUUGUUAACGAAUUAACAAUUUAGAAAAGGUGUUGCAGAGGAGGAGGUGGGUGUUUUAGGUAUGUGUGUGUGGUUUAGACAAAUUAGACUUUGCACUACAAGCUAGAUAUAUAGAUGUGCGCAGUGAAUUAAUUUGAGUGAGAGAUAGAACUUAUAUUAUUAACAUAUAAUUUGAAGCAUGAGGGGGGUAAUUGCGAAACGGGGAAAAGGAUAUGGAGGUGUUCUUUUUUCGUGUAAUUUGGCUCGUAUUUUGUUUCCCAUGUUGUCAUUGAAAAUUCUUACGUUCUUUUGUGUGCUGUAAUUAUGGGAGGCGAUUUGUAUGUAAUUUACUUGUUCUAUUGUUUGAUUGAUGCCUCUUGCGAAUAAAUAAACAGAUUUCAUUAAUUUUUUUUAAAAAAA
Ananas comosus (pineapple) is the source of this 2018-nucleotide messenger RNA. RefSeq names its product probable galacturonosyltransferase-like 7. The transcript has a single exon. The record is from RefSeq and is a predicted model, not a curated record. NCBI's taxonomy places the organism in Eukaryota, Viridiplantae, Streptophyta, Magnoliopsida, Poales, Bromeliaceae. Gene Ontology annotation, molecular function: glycosyltransferase activity. Bases 145 to 1191 code for a protein of 348 amino acids. Gene Ontology annotation, cellular component: Golgi apparatus.